CUCUGGGUACGAGAUUGGGGUUUCCAUUUUUCUGCUGCUGUCUGAAUUUUUAUGCACCUAAAUAUCCUUCAAUGCCCUCGAAAGACCCACAUUUUUAAACAUGGCGGCAAAUUUAAACAAAAUAGCGGACAAAGUUCGGGAUAAUUCGAAAGAAAAUAAACACACAUCGGGAAAGCCGAAAGAAUCAAAGAUGAAAUCUAAAGGAUCUCUAGCGCACCGUCCUACAGGUAGACCGCCAUUUAUGGCAUGGGCCGAACAGGAAAGUAUGAAACAAAGACAUUUUCCUCAGCGUGCAGAGGUUUGCGAACUUUUUAAUAUAAUGUUGAUGACUAAUAAUGAGUGUUAAUUAAUAGAUUUGCUUUGAAAAUGAACAUCUUUAUAAUGGCAAUCAAUUUGUCGGUUGUAUGUCAUUAUUAACAAUUUUAUAAUACCAUUGAUCCAUUUAGUACGUGCGCAACUAAGGGGAGAGGGCUGGAGGGGUCAGGGGUGUAUUAAACUGUGUAAGAAAAUUUCCUGUUUUUGCCCUGUCCGCCUGUCGUACCUGUUGUUCUUUGCGUAGAAGGGGGAGGGAGAGUACAAUUUCAAUUUUUGCAUAAAAAUAGAUGCCUCCAUGUCUGUAUGUUACUUUUUAUAUACAAUAUUCAAAUGAAUAUUAAAGAAUUGAAUUAUUGCAUCAUGAGGAAUUUUUGCUUACAAGAGAUGGGUCAUUGGACGGGUCCAAUUUUCAACGUACACAGGACCAUUAAAUGAUUAAAUUGUCCAUCUUAUCAAUAAAUACUGAAACCGAAGUACAGAUAGUCUGCAAACUAGUCAGAAUAGUGCAAUUAUUCAGGUUCUUGUACAUGUAGUACUAGAUGGGUUCAUUCCUGUUUAGUAUAAUUAGUAAAAUCAGAACAAUAUUAAACAAUUUACUGUAUAUGAAACUAGUAACCUAUAUUGAGUAUAUCCUAUAGGAAUGGACCUAUUCCCUAAUAAACAAAAUUUUGAUCUAGACACGUUUAGACAGAAAUUUUAUCACAGCUUGAAAGAGCAUCACAAAAAUAUUCCGAAGAACUUUUCGUUGCGAAUUGUUGUAAAAUGUGGAUAAUAUUAGCCCUGCGAAGUUUGCCGUUUUUCAGUCAUUUUGUAUUACGCACAGGAAAUUGAUACCGCUUUCUGAAAAAGGGUAUCAAUUUCCUGUGCGUAAUACAAAAUGACGAAGAAUGGCAAACUUUGCAGGGCUAUAUUAUCCGCAUUUUACAACAUUUCGCAACAAAACUUCGGAAUAUUGCUAAUUUUGUGAAUCAGUGAUGCUCUUUCAAGCUGUUAUGAAAUUUUUGUCUAGACUUGUCCUGAUCAAAAUUUUGUUCAUUAGGGAAUAGGUCCGAUCCUAAUUCUUUGUUUGCAAUGAUGUAAUUUUGGUAUUUCAGUUGACAGGCAAGACUAUAACAAAAAACGACUAUUUUAAUGAAUUGAUCGAGUUUAGAGAUUAUAAGUUUAAGACUCAAAAGAUAAAUUACCAUUCAGUUUUCCUUGCUACAGCAAUUCUGAUAGGAGAAAAAAUAAAUCAUCCACAAGUUGUUUGAUUGCCCGUCAUUUGGAUGAAAAGUCGUGUGAUUGCAAACAAAGAAUAGGAAUCCUAGAGGAGAGAUUUAUAGAGACAGUGAUCUCCCAAUAGGAACAAAUGGAAAUUCAAAAGGACUCCUAUAUAACUAGGGUGUAAUUAUAGUAGAAAUUCAGCAUUGAAUCCUAUACAAUUAUCAUGGUAUUAGCAGAGUAUAGUAAAAACUUUGGUGUUACUGUAUAUGCCAUUUUUUCUUGCUAACCAACAGCAAUAUUUUUCAAACAUGUAGUAUUAGAACUGGCUGUCAUGGUAACAUGACAUUUUUUAUUUUUUUAUGUAAAAUUGCAAAAACAGUUAAAAGAUUAUUUAAUAAUUAAAUUUUAAUUACAAAUUUAAAAAUUAUCAAAUUACAAAAUAUAUAAUAUAUAGAGAAUAAUACAUGGGUGUGCGGAAAUACCAGAUUUAUUUCGAGUGUUGAACAUGAUGUCUCACGAGUGAGCGCAGCGAACGAGUGAGAUAUCAUGUUCAACACGAGAAAUAAAUCUUGUAUUUCCGCACACUCAUGUAUUUUUCUGUUUAUUAUAUAAACAAAAUUCAGUGAAAAACAAUAAAACGUCCGUGGCAAUGCGUUUUACAACAAGUGAUAUUUUCACACGUAAAAAUAUCGUAUUUUUUACAUGUGUUUAAAUACGAUUUUUCUCAGUGGCCAAAAACUCUAUAUAACACUUAUAAUGUUUAUAUAAUAAAAAUAAUUAUUAUUCAUAAUAUAAGCUACAAUUUACAGUAAUGUAAAAUAAGUUUUGAAAUGUUCAUUAUUAAAACCAAACUGCUUUUUAUUGAUAAAUUUGAGUUUGAAAUAAAAUCAUUUCAAAUUAUGCAUUAAUUCUCUUAUUCAUGAAAAUAACUAUUUACUACUAUAUUCUCUCCUUUUUAUUUAAAAUUUUUUAAUAAAUAUAUUUUAAAAUAGACUACACUGAAUACGAUGUCUUUUUUGAUACGCAUCAUUUUUUAUACACAUCGUUGUAAUAAUUUAAGCGAGAAAAAACCCCAACUGAAUGUGUAACUACUCGUCCCAUUAAACGAUUUUUCGACCUUAUUAAUAAUUUUUCAAAUGAAUUAGACAGUUGAGAUUUAACCACGUGCCCGAAAUCAUUGAAAGACUUUUCAAGUCGCUGGCACGCUCAGGAAAACAUUUUCAUCCCAGCUAGGCGGGUUGGCCUGGCUCACAUAAACAGCCCCUAAAAGACGCGACAUCCAGACCUAAGUCAACGAAUAGGAGAAUAAGGAGAUAUUUCUUAACUUGGGACUGGAUGUCGCGCAUAUCAAAAGAAAAACUACCCCAAUCUGUGGCUAACGUUAACUGAAUUUCCUAAUAUUUCAUUAACUUUUUGUUCUACUGGCGUUUAUUCAUGCAACACAAUACUAUUUCCUCUACAGAAUAUACUGUAUUUUUUUCUUUCCAAUGCAUUGAAAAUAAUAGUACUCCGCUGCUAAUGAAGAACAAAGAAUAGAAUUCAUUCAAGUAGAAAAGCAACAAAAAUUAAAGAAAUUUCAACAUGAUGUGAGGGAAAGGGUUAAGGCUCUUGAAAAAGUGAAGCAACUACAACAGCUGGAUAAAUCAUAUGAAGCGGUAAGUAAAAUAAUCCCAGGACCAGGUGACUUGAAUAUUAUGAAAAACCGUACUUCUGUCAGAGGCAAUUAGUAGAACAGAAAGGAAACAGGUCUGAUAAAGGAUUAAAGAAAGUGACGCAAACAGAUUUCAAGAUUUGAAAUAGCGGUCGGUCAACGGAUAUUGUCUCGUCAGUUGAUCAUAUUGUCCGUAUAAGAAAUAUAAACUAAGUUAGAGUCAACUGAACCUACUGUACUUGUCAAGAGCCUGGGUACGAGGUUGCCUAGACAUGUUGGGGGAAAAUUGUAAGUAAUAUAAAGUAAAGCUGAAAACAGAUAAAAAGGGAAAGUUGUAUGGAGAAAAGACAAAAUACGCCACAACACGAAGUAAAGCCCUAAAAAUUUGUUUGACAUCCGACCCUAUUUUACGACCCUAAUUUUCGAAGCAAGAAACCAGAACUAAGCAUUUCUUAAUAUGUCUAAAGUGUCCCUAAUUUUUGAAGCAAGAAACCAUAACGAAACAUUUUUUAGACCUAAAGUGUCUAGUAGCUGAACAUUGAAAAAAGAAAAGUGAAGUCAACGGGAGUUAAAGGCACAGUUCAGCCUUUUGAAUGAUGGUUUUUAAGGUUUAGGAAAAUCAAUUAAGCAUAAUUCAAGAUCAGCAAAUUAAACUUAAUGUUUUUAACAUUUUAAAACAUUUUUAUUGUUAAAAACAUUGAGUUUACUGAUCUUGAAUUAUAUAUAAUUGAUUUUCCUAUAGUUAGUUUUUUUCAAUUAAAGGACUGAAAUGCGCCUUAAAAACCAUCGUUCAAAAGGCUGAACUGUGCCUUUAAGUAAAUGAGUAAUAAUUAGACAAGUGAAAUUAGGUCCUGGGCCCGGCUGUUCGAAAGCCGAUUAGCUUAACCCUAGGUUAACCUAAAAUUCAAAGCAAACCUCCCAACAAGCUUGUUUAUAAAUAUGGAAAUAUUUCUUUAGAAAUGUUAUCUGGAUCAAUCGGAGUUCUUUUCUCUGAAAUUUUGAAAUAAACAGACGUGUAGAAAUACAUGAACUAAAACAACAGGUUUAAUUUUAACCGAGGGUUAGCGCUAAUCCAGCUUUGAACAACCGACCUCUGCGGUAACCAAGACAGAACAGGAUUAAGUAAACGGUGAAAAAUUGUGAAGAAAAGGGAAGAAGUAAAUAAUUCAGAAGCAAAAUGAGAGAAAUGAAGUAGGGGAAAUAUAAUGACACAAAGAGACGAGAAAAUGAAAGAACGGUGAAUUAAAACGUAAACGUAUGAGGGACGGAAAAUGAAGCAUGCAGACAGCAGAGUCAAGAAAAGUCAAGGGAGGGGUAAUAUAUCAAAUGACAAUGUAAAAACAAUUAACUAACGUACGCGGUGGGAGACUACCAUAGAGAACAAGCUGCCCUCUCCAAUACAAACAAUACUAACCUGGAAUAGCUUGAAACAUGUCACACACCACGAAGUAAUAUCUAUACUACUUUAUAAUGGCGGUCUGCAAACCACGAAGAAAUGGAGUCAGUAGCGAACCUGCCCGCAAAGCACCCCGCCCGUCUCUGUGGCAGCUGGUCUCCUAAGCACUGGGUGGCUCAGACUAGCCCUGUGACUAGUUUAUUAGUUUUAUUUAUCUAGUAUAUGUAUUCCCCGUUUAUGACGCGUUGAGGUGCAAAUCAAUCAGGGAUGGAGGGAGUUUCGUUGCAACAACGCGUCUGCUGUUUUCUUUUUGUUUGGAUGCUUCGUACAUGUCUGCCAUCUUCGGGGGUAUUGGAAAAAAUAAAUGGAUGGGACGAACGAACGACAAUGGUGCCUGAAAAGCAAUACAUUGUAAUUUCAGGUAACUGCUGAGCAGAAGAUUAUUUACCAGAGUUCAUUUCCAAAGAGAGUAGCAACAAGCAAAAAAGAUACGUGUGUUUAUCGUGAAGCAAACUACGCCAGUUUACAAGUUGGAAUACCCGGUAGUUGUAAAUAUGGUUAUAGCGUAGUAAACGAUCCAGAGGAAGUGAACAUCGCAAGUGAACUGUUGGAUAAGCAAGUUACAAAGGUACAGUAUCCACGAGGGAUAAAAAAUGACAAAGCCUUUAAUAUACAUGUAUAUCCCACGGUGCAUGUGAAUGUCUUGUCUCAAUAAAUGUUAAAGUGCCUAUGUCAUGAUUUGUGUAAUUUAUUAUUUGUAAUCAUUCAUUUGGUAUAUGUUAUGAAGAAAUGCAAUAUAUCUUUAUAAGAAAAUAUUCCAUCUUCACAGGAUUACCAGGUCUCAAAGUUACCGGAUAUGACAUCAAACCGGGAAUUGCAAAUUAGAUUUCUUUUGUUUCUAGCGUAUAAAAUUCCCGAUUUGAUGUCAUAUCCAGUAACUUUGAGGGCUGAUAAUGCUAUGAAGAUGCUAUAUUUUCUUAUAAAGGUAUAUUGCAUUUCUUCAUAAAAUGCCAAAGAUAAAAAAAAAAUUAAAAUCCCAAAUCAUGACAUAGGCACUUUAAAUGUCGCACAGCUCGGUCGCUGUGUUGGGGGAGAAAGUUGUUCUUGUUAAUCAAUUAAUCUUACUGCACAUGUACAGUAGAUCUAUUUUUUAUAUUUGUAAUAAGAAACCACUGUAAUUGGCAGGGCCGCCGAGAGGGGAGCAGGGGGCACUUUGCCCCUGGCCCCCAGUUGACAAGGGGGCCCCAAAGCAACGAAGCCCUUAAAAUUUCUUGUUACAAGAAUGCUUAGCUGAGAAUAUAAAUCCUAUAGUUGCCAUUAAUCAUUGGCAUUCUGCAAUUUGCAAAUUUGCGAUUUUCCCGAGAACUGCAAAUGUGUUUCAUCAUUCUCGAAAUGAAAUUUACUUACGCAGAGUUACGCUGCUGCCUUUUUAUACGCUUGUUUGUUUACGACCUGACGUCAAAACACGUUCCUAACAGACGAGUCAUCCGCUGCACAAACAAACUAUCGAUAUUAGAGGUGUGCAUCGGAUCGGAUUGGACGUUUAUAAUUGACAAUGGACAAUUGCCUAAUGUUUAAAAUCCGAUCCGAAAUUGUCUAAUCCGAAUCCAAUCCGAGUUUUGAUAAAGAAUUCCAAUCCGAUCCGAAGAAUUCUUUAAUAAAAUAAAUUUCUCAUUCAAGUUGAAAUAUUUAACCAAAUAAAUAUAAAAGCAAGAAAUACAAUGUCAAGAAGCUGAUAAAGUGACGUCCAAUUAAAGUAUCAAACGAAUAAUGCAGCGACAACCGCGAUAAUGCUUUGAUAAAUGCAUGGAUAAUUAAUUCAUUUUAUUUCGGAUAUCGAAGUCCGAUCCGAUCCGACUACGAAACAACUUUAUCAAUCCGAUCCGAAAUGAAUAUUUUGGUUCCGAAAUCCGAACGAAUCGGAUCGGUUUCGGAUCGGAUUUUCACACCUCUAAUCGAUAUGAUUAUGCACUGCUAAUGACUCACAUGACAAUUGAGUCACCGUCCCAAACAAUUUGAUAAACAACGUGGGUGUUUAAUAUUUUGACGAAAUAACAUCUCUAUUUUCGGCAAAUUGUCCGUUCGGCAAAAUGUCUUUUCGGCGAAAAGUCUGUCGGCAAAAUGUCCGUUCGGCAAAGUCGGCAAAGUGUCUUUCGACAAAUUGUCCGAGUACCAGUGUCGGGGGCUUAGAGCUCCCAGAAACAAAAGUAGGGGGCUAAGCGGCUACGGCUAAACGUCGUAGUAGGGCCCCCUUGAAACAUUUUUCUCCGGGCUCCGCUCUCGGCGGCACUGAUAAUGGACCAUUCCCCAAUUAACCAAAAUUUUGAAUUCAACAAGUCUAUAGACAAAAAUUUCAUCACAGCUUGAAAGAGCAUCACAAAAUUAGUAAUAUUCCAAAGUUUCGUUGCGAAAUUUGCGAAAUUUAGAUUACAAACGGGAAAUGGUUACCACUUCUUUGCGUAAUACAAAAUGACUGAAAAUUACAAACUUCGCAAGGCUAUAUUAUCCACAUUUUACAACAUUUUGCAAUGAAACUUUGGAAUAUUACUAAUUUUCUGAUGCUCUUUCAAGCUGUGAUGAAAUUUUUGUUUAGGCUAGUUAAGAUCAAAAUUUUGGAAAAGUGGUAACCAUUUCCCGUUUGUAAUCUAAAAUGACUGAAAAUUGCAAAUUUCCCAAGGCUAUAUUAUCCGCAUUUUACAACAUUUCGCAACGAAACUUUGGAAUAUUACUAAUUUUGUGAUGCUCUUUCAUGCAAUGAUGGAAUUUUGUCUAGACUUGUUGAGAUCAAAAUUUUGGUUAAUUGGGGAAUGGUCCAUUGGGGUACCUGGUGGUAACUGGUCCCUAGUCUGUAUGCAGGAAACUGGCGCUUAAAUUGCUUAAUGAAAGAAUAAACGAGCUCAUAUGAAUGACGUUGAUUCUCAUGUCGAGUAUCGAGAUGCACCCUUCACUCUAAAACAAAUUAUGUUGUUAAAAUUUCCUGGGUAACCUAGAAACAGCACUAUUUGAGUAACUUAAUAUUCCUGGUUAAAUUUCUUGGUUAUUUUAUCUCACCUCUUACCACAGUCUGGUUAAUGUUACCAGGAAUCUGGUUUUAUUUGACCAGGACUUCCUGGUUAAAUUAACCAGAUUAGGAUACUGUAGGUGGAUAAAUAAUCAGGAGGUCCCGUAGACAACCCCCUCAAAAUAGCCAGAGUAGUGUUCAAUUAUAUGAAGUAUUCCUUGGGCUUGGAUAGUUCUACGGAACGUCACCCCACCUUUAGGUUACUUUGUCGUUGAUGUUAUAUAAAACAAUGUUUUUCUUAGUCUGUCCUAUUUUUACAGUAAGUUAGUUGUAUACAUAAUUUUUAAGUAUCACAAUCUUCGUAGGUGCAAACAUGUACAAGACACGCACGUAAUGUUCUAGGAUCUCAAAUUUUAAAUAUUGAUACGGUAGGUACACUGGGUAGGUACCUGUUUUUGAAGAUUUUUGAGUGAUGAAUAAGUUUUAGGCUUAUCACUUAUCGGCCGAUAACACUGUCAUUGCCAAAAUCACACUACUCCGCUAAAGAGUAAAGUGGUCUUCCUGUUCGCUUCUCCUUUGCCAACCAUUUAGGCCUAUUUCGUGUACGUGAAUAUCUGCAUGAAAAUUAUCUUGGAUAAUGAGGCCAUCAUGCAUGGCCAUGGAAUUCGUGCAUAAAAAUACAAUUAUUUAGACAGUAAAAAGUAGACAAACAUGCACAUUCACGGUAGCUACAACAUUCAAUGUUAAUAAUAAUAUUAAAACGAACAAUUAUUACCAAAACCAUGGAUUCAUGGAUUCUGUUUGUUUUGUGUUCUUUUUCUUGCAAGAAAAUAUUUUGUGUUCUUUUUCUUGUGUGCUUUUUGAACAGUUCUUAAUGUAAAUGAAAACAUAUUUAUCUGAUCGCGGUCAACAUGUCCGUAUACAGGAUAGAAACAAUUCGGCCAUUUAAGACUAAGACCCCGUUUACACGGUACCGCGGACGAAUUUGGGACCGGUCUGAAAUUCGUCCUUUUCCGCCUGUUUACACGUGAAUUCGUCCUGUUAGGGGGUCUCAAAUUCGUCCGGUUCCGUAGUUCUCGUGUGUUUACACGACCGAAAAGGACGAAUUUCAGACCGGUCCCAAAUUCGUCCGGUACCGUGUAAACGGGGUCUAAGUGUUUUUAUAUUCGGCAAAUAGCCGAUUGCCGAGCGUUAUAAUCCACACUGUCACUGACACUGUGUGUAUGCCUCAAAUAGAUAUAUAGUAUUAAGAAAGGUGCAAUAUAAAUCUUAAAUUGAGUGAGCGAAUUAAUUGAACUGCACUCUGCAGUCUGCAUGUUCAAAUUGUUGAAGUCCUUAGAAGCAUUUAAUAUACAUUACUCAUUAGUAACUGUUGGUUUAAAAGUUUACCUCACUUCAUGUUGGGUUUCGAAAGAUGGAGCUUGAAUGUUUCAUGUGAGUUACUACAUGGUCAUGGCCAUGGGCAUUUAUAAACUCACGAGAGCAGAAGCAGAAAUAUAGUGACAGUGUCGUUGUCUACGGUAUUUUGCGUAUAGUAUAGACUAUAGUCAACAAUAACAUGCCCCUGACUAUUACUAUACUAUACUAUAGGAUCAAUUAACCCAACUUCCUGGAGGAGUUUGGAAUGGACCAUUGACUGCUACGCGGGUAUGUAAUGACAAUGUGCUAUCAAUAUGGCUAUGACUGUGUAGCUGCUAUAAAUCUUUAUAUUUGAUUAGAAAUGAUUUAUUUUAUAAUUAAUGGCUGUUUUUUGAACGGUGAUUUUUUAAUGGCUGUUUAACAUCACGUGAAAUGUGAGCCGUACCAUCCCUUUGCAAUAAAUUAUUAAUGAAUAACAAAACCAAAACAAUGACAAUGUCAAUGCUAUUGAGUAUUGGUUUAUAGUUGGGCGAAAAUACAAUACUCAAUAGUCAAUACACACAAUAUUUUUGCAUGCCAUAAACCUGGACAAAAAUAAACAUAAGUCAUAACUCACACAAUAACUCGUAAGUCUCCAAACCGUAUAUUCUGUUAAGCUAUCGCUAAUAGUUUUACUAUCAAGUAAAUGUGUUUUUUCUAUUUAACUUAUGCAAGUUUAGCUUCCCACGCCAUUUCUAAACGCUCUAUACAUAAACCAUAGCCUAAACCGCCCGUUUUAUUAAGAACACGCAUGUGCAGAAAAAAGUGUCCCACAACAAUUGGAACGUUUUUUAUGCUUUAUAAUAUCCUCUGAAAUGUAUGCGUUAUUUUGUUUCGUAACAAAUUUUCUUUGUAAAACUCUUUAGAAAAUUUUUGGCCCUCGCAGGGCUCUAGAGUCUACUCAGUCUAGACAGGUGAAAAACACAUAAAUCAGGGUUCGUACAAAACUUGAAAGUCCUUGAAUGUCCUUGAAUUUGAAAACAAAAAUUCAAGGCCUUGAAUGUCCUUGAAUUUGUAAAGAAGUACUUGAAUGACCUUGAAUUCUUCCUGUUUUAGUUUUUGGACAUUUUCUGAAAUUGUUUGACAUUCAAGACGGACAUUUUGUUGAACUGAUUUUGCAUGUUCAUAUAUCUGACCUCAUUAUAAAGUUACGUUUUGAACAAUUCAAGUCAGAUUUUGCUGAUUUCUAACGCCUUCUUCUUCAGUAUUUAGUCCUUGAAUUUGCUGAUACAUGGCCUUGAAUGUCCUUGAAAAGUACUUGAAUUUGAGUCUUCCUGACAUGUACGAACCCUGAUAAAUUACUGACUGCUGCCCAAGCUGAGAAGUGAAAUUUCUGCACAUUGUCUCUGACUAUAGGGAGAAGCCAGCAAUGAGGCAGUCACGCAUGUUGCUAAGAAACCACGUCAUUGGAAGUUACCUUCAAAGUCACAAGAAUGCAGAGAAAUAAACUCAACGUUACAAGAUGAAUGUAGAGAAAUAGCGGAUGAAGUCAAAGAUAUGUCCAUGCAUGAACAUGUCUCUGCUAACAAACCUCACGUUUUGACUGGCGCGGUAACAUGCGGCCACGAAUUACAUCAAGACAAAGUUCCAAAGCAGCCCGAACACUCGAAAACAUCAG
Molecule: messenger RNA, 10582 nt
Organism: Paramuricea clavata
Lineage: Eukaryota; Metazoa; Cnidaria; Anthozoa; Malacalcyonacea; Plexauridae
Source: the annotation of a GenBank genome assembly